UUGAGUUGUAACAUGUCAUCCAAUUGUACUUUAGGAAAUAUUUAUCAUACACAAUGUACAAUUAAUAGUACAGCAACAAAUUGUGAUGGUGAUACAAGUUUUGCAAAGACUUAUUAUUGUAAAUAUUGUUGGCAAUUAAUUGAAAAUGUUCAUUAUAUUUGUGAUUAUAAACCAUCACAAACUGGACUCCAAUCAGGCCAAGAUACAACUAUUGUAAAUUGUAAAGUGAAUAGAAAUAUUAUUUGUUUAGGAAAUAGAUCCUUCUCAAAAGUAUCCCAAGUGAAUUAUAGUACUGGAAAGAAAUGGUCAUCUACUUUUGUAUUUUCCCUAUUUUUAUCUGGAUUUUCUGCUGAUAGAUUUUAUUUGGGUCAUGCUGGUUGGGGAGUUUUCAAAUUAUUUACACUAGGUGGUGUUGGGUUGUGGGCAAUAGUUGAUCUAGUUCUUGUGAGUGUUGGUUAUUUAGGUCCUGGUGAUGGUUCAAUAUAUUUUGGAUAA
This is a messenger RNA of Naegleria gruberi, 495 nucleotides long. RefSeq lists its product as uncharacterized. The record is from RefSeq and is a predicted model, not a curated record. NCBI's taxonomy places the organism in Eukaryota, Heterolobosea, Eutetramitea, Acrasida, Naegleriidae. The transcript is spliced from 3 exons. The annotation marks the transcript as partial.